AUGUCCUGCUGCAAGCCCUGCGACCCUUGCUGCCAGCCCUGCGGCCCCUGCCCACUGGCCAGCAGCUGCAAUGAGUGCUGUGUCAGGCAGUGCCAGAGCUCCCACGUGGUCAUUGAGCCGCCUGCUGUGCUGGUGACCCUGCCCGGCGCCAUCCUCAGCUCCUCCCCACAGAACACCGCCGUGGGAUCCUCCACCUCUGCUGCUGUUGGCAGCAUCCUCAGCUCUCAGGGAGUGCCCAUCAGCUCUGGGGGCUUUGACAUCUCCUGCAUCACCAACUGCUUUGGUGGCAGCAGAUGCCGUCCCUGCUAA
Messenger RNA from Passer domesticus (house sparrow), 309 nucleotides. RefSeq names its product feather keratin Cos2-2-like. NCBI's taxonomy places the organism in Eukaryota, Metazoa, Chordata, Aves, Passeriformes, Passeridae. Gene Ontology annotation, molecular function: structural constituent of cytoskeleton. The transcript has a single exon. Gene Ontology annotation, cellular component: intermediate filament. Bases 1 to 309 code for a protein of 102 amino acids. The record is from RefSeq and is a predicted model, not a curated record.